AUGAAAUAUCAAGUUGAUAAUAAAAGUACGGAAUUAAGAACUGAACAUUGUUAAACUACUAAACAAGUUCUCAUAUCUCUUAAUGACUUACCUCUUAUUAGUCAAACAGAUAUUUCAUAUCCUAAAGUACCUCAAAGUAGAAAUAUACAAAAAUUACAAUGUAUUAAUUGUUCAAAAGUAUCUAACACUAAAUUAAAAUAUAAAAAUGGGAAAGGUACAUAUAUGCUUAUACUGUUGUUUAUUGUAUUUAUUAUUACAAUUCCUUUGGCCAUAAUAGUUUACUUUCUUAAAAUGUUCAAAGAUGUGCAACAUUAUUGUUCAGAGUGUGGGGCUCUAAUAGGAACAAAGCAUUUUUUGAUUGGAUGAAUUAUGUAUCAG
Paramecium sonneborni is the source of this 378-nucleotide messenger RNA. Lineage: Eukaryota; Ciliophora; Oligohymenophorea; Peniculida; Parameciidae. The record is from the annotation of a GenBank genome assembly.